CCAUUGAUGCUUUACCCAACCACAGCACGACUUAAGCAUCUGGCAUCCACCCUAGUUUCAGCACAAAAACCAUGCAGCCACUCCAUUUUCCAUACACAAAGUGCAGCAGAAAAUUAACUUUCUUUGCCCUUUUGCUGUUGAUCUCCUUGGCCUCUCCCACCAGUUCUUGCACAGAGAAGGAGAAGGGGUCCCUCCUGCAGUUUCUCAGUGAUCUGUCGUCGGACGGUGGCCUCGCCGCGUCCUGGAAGCAGAACGGCGCAGACUGCUGCGAAUGGGAAGGGGUCACCUGUGGCGAGGAUGGGGCAGUCACAGAUGUCUCAUUGGCUUUGAAGGGCCUUGAGGGGCGCAUAACACCGUCCCUCGGUAACCUUGCUGGCCUUCUGCGCCUCAACCUGUCCCACAAUUCGCUGUCGGGUGGCCUGCCACUGGAACUGGUGUCGUCCGGUAGCAUCAUCGUCCUUGAUGUCAGCUUCAACCGCCUCAGAGGAGACAUGCAAGAGCUGCCAUCUUCAACCCCAUCACGACCUCUUCAGGUACUGAACAUCUCAAGCAACUUGUUCACAGGACGGUUUCCAUCAUCCACCACCUGGGAGGUGAUGGACAAUCUGGUUGUGCUCAACGCCAGCAAUAACAGCUUCACUGGGCAAAUACCGGAUAAUUUCUGCAGCAGCUCGUCAUUGUUAGCUGUAGUUGAGCUCUGUUACAACCAAUUUACAGGCAUCAUCCCUCCUGGACUUGGUAACUGCUCCAUGCUCAGAGUGCUCAAGGUUGGACACAACAACCUCCACGGGACUCUCCCAAAUGAACUCUUUGAUGCUUCCUUACUGGAGUACCUCUCACUUCCUAGCAAUGUUCUAGAUGGAGUGCUAGACGGUGCUCAGAUAAUCAAGCUCAGCAAUCUAGUUACACUAGACCUAGGAGGGAAUAAUUUCAGCGGCAAGAUUCCGGAUUCCAUUGGUGAGCUCGAGAGACUAGAAGUGUUGCAUUUGGACUACAACAACAUGUCAGGGGAGCUGCCAUCAGCCCUGAGCAACUGCACAAAUCUGGUAACAAUUAACUUCAAGAGCAACAACCUCAGCGGAGAACUUAGCAAGGUCAACUUCUCCACCCUGCCUAGGCUCAAAACUCUAGAUGUUCUGUACAACAACUUCAACGGCAGAGUUCCAGAAAGUUUGUAUACCUGCAGCAAUCUGACUGCAUUGCGGCUAUCUGGCAACAACUUACAUGGGCAGCUCUCACCAAGAAUAGGCAAUCUGAAGCACCUCACCUUCCUUUCACUUGCUAUAAACUCUUUCACAAACAUCACAAAUGCGCUUCACAUUCUUCAGAGGUGCACCAACCUUAACACACUGCUUAUGGGAAGCAGCUUCAGGGGCGAGUUAAUGCCAGAGGAUGACUUCAUUGAUGGUUUUGAGAAUCUUCAGGUCCUCUCCUUAAAUGAUUGCUCGUUGUUAGGUAAAAUACCUCUUUGGAUAUCGAAGCUAGCAAAAUUAGAGAUGUUGAUAUUAUCUGAAAAUCAACUCACCGGAUCAAUACCAGCCUGGAUCGAAGACCUAAAGCACCUUUUCUAUCUAGACAUAUCAAACAAUAGCCUCACUGGAGAAAUUCCAACAAACCUGCUGGAUAUGCAAAUGUUGCAGUCAGAGAAGACUACAACCAGUUUAGACCCGAGGGUCUUCGAACUACCAGUUUAUAAGGGUCCAUCACUUCAGUACCGCAUACCCAUUGCUUUCGCCAAAGUGCUGGAUCUAAGCAACAAUAAAUUAACUGGUGAGAUCCCUCCGGAGAUCGGCCAGCUGAAAUCCCUUCUUUCCCUCAAUUUGAGCUUCAAUGCCCUAAGAGGACAGAUCCCAAUAUCAGUAUGCAAUCUCAGAAACCUGCAAAUACUGGACUUCUCGAACAACAAUCUCACUGGUGCAAUCCCAGCUGCACUGAACAGCCUGUACUUCCUUUCAGCAUUCAACGUUUCUAACAAUGACCUAGGUGGUCCUAUCCCAUUCGGAGGUCAGUUUAACACAUUCCAAAAUUCUUGCUUCGAUGGGAAUCCAAAGCUCUGUGGCUCUAUACUCACUCACAAAUGUGGUCCAGCUUCAACACCUCCACCCACCACCAUGGCAACCAAACAAACUGACUACAAGGCCGCCUUCGCGAUUGCCUUCAGCGCGUUCUUUGGUGUAGGGGUGUUGUAUGAUCAGCUAGUCUUAUCAAGGUUUUUGCGCUAGGACUGUCCACUUUCCAUAUCGGUCUAUCUCCGCUUCUUUGGGAUCAGGCUGCUUUUCGGUUUAGCAAAAUGCCCGUCAAACAAGCUUCCCGAGGUUCAAGUCAUAACUAGAGUUACAAAAUUAUUCUAGUGCGAAGCAUGAUUCCAUUUCGUGGAGAUUUACAAGUAUGUAAAAAUGUAAGAUUGUUGGCUGAAGCUUUCUGUACCUGUAACCCAUCCCAUAUUGUUGGUGUGCUGUGUA
This is a messenger RNA of Aegilops tauschii subsp. strangulata, 2462 nucleotides long. Its product is annotated as receptor-like protein 2. The record is from RefSeq and is a predicted model, not a curated record. Lineage: Eukaryota; Viridiplantae; Streptophyta; Magnoliopsida; Poales; Poaceae. Gene Ontology annotation, molecular function: protein binding.